GGCAUGAUAGUCAAGCUCUUACCCCUGUGAGUUGUGGUCACCCUCCCCACCAAAAACCUAGCUUUACUGCUGAAAAUGGGAUUACAUUAUGUUCUUUUAGUCCUCUGCUGGCUAACGUGUACACAAUCCAGCCAUUUCUGUUGCUUUAAAAUCAUGGUUCUGCUGCAAUCAAUAAUAUGUGCAGCCAUUUCUCUCCUUGAACGUAUGGUUCUUCUGUAAUAGUCCCAUUCUUCAAGGGCAUUAUGGCAACAUAAAACUACAUACACUGCCAAAUCUGAGGGACUAGAUUUCUGGUCUCUGUGACUUGUGAUUGGCUGAAUCAAUAGAAAAGAAGGAAAUGGUUUUUAUUGUUUCCUUCACUUUGUUAUUAUCUCUGUUCACUCACUGGCAUCAACGAGAAUACCACCACUCCAUGUCCAGCAGAAGUAGCAGAACCUGUAGAAGAGAGAAGAAGCAAAUCUCUAGAGAGAGAAAGAGAGAGAUUUGCUAGAAAGUUGAAGUUCAAACUAAGAGAGAAUAAACAAAUAAAAAAAAGAGAGGGAGAAAAAGACAGUGUCUUCAGGAUUUGUUCACCUCCUUUUGUGGAGGUUUGGAUUUGAUCUGGCUAGAAAUAGUGAAAAGAAGUAUCAAGGAAUAUAGCUAAAGGAAGUUUGGAACUCUUUUCGAAAAUUUCUGGUCUUUGUAUGAGAAUUUGGGAAGAAGGAAGCAAUGGAGUCAGAUCUUCAGCAGCCACAUCAUAAAACCCAGCAGCAUAUGAACUCCAGCUUGUUGCGGUAUCGAUCAGCACCGAGUUCUUAUUUCGCAAAUGUUUUGGACACAGAAUUCAAUGAGCCCUUCUUCAACCGAGCCACUAGCCCCGAAACUGAGCGAAUUUUAGCUCGAUUUAUGAGUAGUCAAGGUGGUGAUGGUGGAGGAACAGAAGAAAUUGUACCACAUCAGAAAGUAGCAACAGAUCAGCAACCACAGUUUUUGGUGCCUAAGGUGGAUAAUGAAGCAGCAAUGAUUCAACAACAACAACAACAGCAGCAGCAACAACAGCAGCAGCAGAGUCAUAUAAACAACUAUACAUCUCAGGGCUUUUACCAAAUUCCAUCUUCGAAACCGCCUUUGCCGAAUCAGAAUAUGGCUUCAUCUAAUGAAGGAGCAUCUGCUGCUGCUUAUCCAAUGGGGUCAAAUCAGUUGCCUCCAAUGAAAACUGGUGGUGUAACUCACUCGAAUCUUAUUAGGCAUAGUAGCUCUCCUGCUGGACUUUUCGCCAAUAUCAAUAUUGAUGUGGCAGGGUAUGCUGCAUUGAGAGGCAUGGGAAAUUUCGGAGUGACUAAUAGCACCAAUGAAGAAGCAUCAUUUUCUCCUGCAAGCAGGUUGAAGAACUUCUCAUCAGGACCACCACCAUCUACGUCCGGCGUAAUGAGUCCAAUUUCCCAAAUUGGGGAGAAAAGAAUGCGAUCGGAUAAUCAAGAACCCACCGGAUCCGGAGGUCGGUUUAGUGAAGGUCAUAGUAACAAUUAUGUCUCAGGUUUCCCCAUUGGUUCAUGGGAAGACUCUUCUCUUUUGGGGGAUGAUAUCAUUGGUUCAACUACCUUUAGAGAUGAUGAUGAUGAUGUGAAAACAAUUACUGGUCUAAGUGCUUCAGAAACUCAGAAUAUGGAAGCAAGAAGUCGCCCUCUGGCUCAUCACUUAAGCUUGCCAAAAACAUCAGCAGAAAUGGCUGCCAUUGAAAAUUUCUUGCAGUUUCAAGAUUCUGUGCCUUGUAAGAUUCGAGCAAAGCGGGGUUGUGCCACACACCCUCGAAGCAUUGCUGAGAGGGUGAGAAGAACCCGAAUCAGUGAAAGAAUGAGGAAACUACAAGAGCUUGUACCUAACAUGGACAAGCAAACCAACACUGCAGACAUGUUAGAUUUGGCUGUUGACUACAUCAAAGACCUUCAAACUGAAGUCCAGACGCUGUCAGAAGCUCGUGCUAAGUGUACGUGUUCAAGCAAGCAGCAGUAAUAACACAAGAAGUCUAGGAGGGACUUUGCCUAUUUUUAUGUACAGGACCAUUAGGACUUGGAAAAGAAGAUAGAAAGCAAUGCUGGACCUCUUCUGUACUGAAAAGAGUGAUAGUAGGUUGUUAUUUAUUAUGUGGGUGGAGGAGAAAAGAAGGGAGAUGCUAAAAGUUGCUGUAAGAUCCAAACCCAUUAAUGACAUUAUAGGAAGCAAUUGCAAGA
Messenger RNA from Rosa rugosa (rugosa rose), 2210 nucleotides. RefSeq names its product transcription factor bHLH122-like. Lineage: Eukaryota; Viridiplantae; Streptophyta; Magnoliopsida; Rosales; Rosaceae. Gene Ontology annotation, cellular component: nucleus. The transcript has 7 exons. The record is from RefSeq and is a predicted model, not a curated record. Gene Ontology annotation, molecular function: DNA-binding transcription factor activity, RNA polymerase II-specific; protein dimerization activity; RNA polymerase II cis-regulatory region sequence-specific DNA binding. Bases 709 to 1992 code for a protein of 427 amino acids. Gene Ontology annotation, biological process: regulation of transcription by RNA polymerase II.